GCCGGUGCGGAUGUUCUGCAGCAAAAAGCCCUCCCGGUUAAACCGCGGGAUAACUCCCUAAAUGAAUUGGUCAUUCAGUUUCUGGAGAACUUCCGCCAAUCGAUGGUCUGUGGCAACCCGGAUCUUGGCAUUCCCGUACUGGCUCCGUUCGAGCUGGAACACGCCGAGGUGGAGAUCAAGCAGAAGGGACUUGAAUUCAAGGGAGAGCUGAACAACGUGAUCGUCAAUGGGUUGAACGAGUUCGAAAUCAAAAACAUCGACAUCAAGGUGCUAAAGUUGCAGCUGGACUUCGAGCUUUACUUCGGUGCCAUUCGCACCAAGGGAAAGUACAAGGCAAAGGGCAAGGUACUCGGCCUGUUUCCCUUCAAUCGGUUUGGCUCGUUCCGGUUCGAUGCUAAGGGUCUUACGGUGAAGGGUAGCGCAAAGGUUGGCAUCAGUGGCGAUAAGCUGCAGAUACGCGACUUGAUCAUUACCCCAACGGUCAAGUCGGUCCGGUCGGACGUGAAAAACAUUUUCCUGAACCCGAUCACUAACUUCACGUUCAACCGGAUCGUGGAGGGCAUCGUGCCUGGACUGAUCAACAACAACCAGCAGGAGAUAACGCAGAUGAUUGAGCAGAGGCUGAAACCGGCGAUCAAUGAAAUGCUGGGCGACAUCUCGCUGCAGGAUCUGAUCGAUAUGGUUUCCGGCGGGGGUGGUUCGGGACCGGUGACUUGCUAG
Molecule: messenger RNA, 720 nt
Organism: Anopheles marshallii
Lineage: Eukaryota; Metazoa; Arthropoda; Insecta; Diptera; Culicidae
Exons: 3
Coding region: 103-720 (205 amino acids)
Source: RefSeq, a predicted model, not a curated record